ACCACUGUCUGAAGUUAAACAACAGCAACUUCCCCUCUCUUUCCUUGUCUCUCUCCUCCCUCUCAAAGCAUAGCUGAGAAGAGAAAACAAAGGCAUGGCGGUGGUGAGUCGCAGAGAGAAAGCGCAGUCUCUUAGCAAAUCGAAGGUCGGCGCCGCCAUAGCAGUUGGAGUCCUUCUCGGCUGCGUCUUCGCCUUCUGCUUCCCCAGUGGCUUCCUUUCCAUUUCCAAUCCGGCCGCCAUUCUCAAUCGCAACUUCGCUAAAUCGAUCGCCCAGGUUGGUUCUUCCCCGUGCGAGUCGUCUGAACGGAUCAACCUGUUGAAGUCAGAGUUUGUUGCAGCAUCUGAGAAAAAUGCCGAGUUGAAGAAGCAUGUUAGAGAAUUGACUGAAAAGAUUCGGUUGGCUGAGCAAAGGAAAGAUCAGGCAGAGAAACAAGUUCUUGUGUUGGGAGAUCAAAAGAAAGCUGGGCCUUUUGGUACCGUCAAAGGCUCACGAACCAACCCCAGUGUUCUUCCUGAUGAAUCAGUGAAUCCAAGGUUAGCAAAGAUUUUGGAGAAGGUUGCUGUUAACAGAGAGCUUAUAGUUGCUCUUGCAAACUCAAAUGUGAAGGAAAUGUUGGAUUUGUGGUUCACUAAUAUUAAGAGAGUGGGCAUAUCUAAUUAUCUGGUUGUUGCUUUGGACGAAGAAAUUGCUAGAUAUUGUGAAUCGAAAGAUGUUCCAGUUUAUAUGAGAGACCCAGACAAAGUCAUUGAUUCAGUUGCGAGGACCGGAGGUAACCAUGCUGUCUCCGGGUUAAAAUUUCGUGUUCUGAGGGAGUUUUUGCAGCUCGGGUAUAGUGUUCUUCUCUCAGAUGUCGAUAUUGUGUACUUGCAAAACCCUUUUGAUCAUCUAUAUCGCGAUUCGGAUGUAGAGUCCAUGACUGAUGGUCACAACAAUAUGACUGGUUAUGGUUACAACGACGUCUUUGAUGAGCCAGGAAUGGGUUGGGCUCGAUAUGCUCAUACAAUGCGUAUGUGGGUUUAUAACUCUGGUUUCUUCUACAUUCGACCAACAAUUCCUUCAAUUGAGCUAUUGGAUCGUGUGGCCAAUCGACUCUCUAAGGAGCGGGCUUGGGACCAGGCAGUGUUCAAUGAGGAACUCUUUUUCCCCUCUCAUCCCGGGUACGAUGGACUUCAUGCUUCCAGGAGAACUAUGGAUUUCUAUCUCUUUAUGAACAGCAAGGUCCUCUUCAAGACCGUGAGGAAAGACGCUAAACUGAGUAAGUUAAAGCCGGUGAUUGUUCACGUUAAUUACCAUCCCGAUAAGUAUCCUAGAAUGUUAGCUGUUGUGGAAUUUUAUGUCAACGGGAAGCAGAAUGCACUGAAACCUUUCCCUGAUGGUUCAGAGUGAUGGAGAUUGUUCCCCCUAAUCAUACAUAAACUCAGGACAUUUUUACUUUGUGUUCAAAGGAAUUGUAACGUAUAUGUUCGAAUGUCAUACUUUGUGUUCAAAACAAUAUCCAGAGAGUUGUAGGAUUUAAGGCCAAUUUUUUUCUGUUUGAAAUCGUUUUAAGAAUUGAAAUCCUGUGAUAUCA
Messenger RNA from Malus domestica (apple), 1571 nucleotides. RefSeq names its product arabinosyltransferase RRA2-like. The record is from RefSeq and is a predicted model, not a curated record. Gene Ontology annotation, molecular function: glycosyltransferase activity. Gene Ontology annotation, biological process: root hair cell development. Lineage: Eukaryota; Viridiplantae; Streptophyta; Magnoliopsida; Rosales; Rosaceae.